CACUUAAGAAAGAGCAAGGGGUUUGUAAAAAAAGCUUAAUAUAAGGUGUUUUGGGCAAUGGUACAAGUCAUUUUGAACUUUUAAGUUAAUCCAUUUCCGGCUGCAACACAGAAAACAUGGUUCAAGUUGCAAGCCAUGGUGAGAAAAAAGGUGCUGAAGACAUUGCUGCCGCCGUGGAUUAUCUAGGUCGCCCGCCUGACAAAUCAAAAACUGGGGGAUGGACUGCAGCAUGGCUCAUCUUAGGUGUUGAGCUGGCUCAAAAAAUAAUGGUUUUGGGCAUAUCCAUGAACAUAGUGACCUACUUGGUUGGAGUUUUAAACCUCCCAACAGCUUAUUCUGCCACCAUAGUUACCAAUUGCUUGGGAACUAUGAACCUGGUUAGCCUUCUUGGUGGCUUCCUAGCUGAUGUCAAACUAGGCAGAUACCUCACUAUUGCUAUAUCAGCAACCAUUUCAGCAGUGGGAAUGUGUUUGUUAACUGGGGCUACGACCAUUCCAAGCAUGAAGGCCCCUCCAUGCAGUAGUGUCCAAAGACAACACCAUGAAUGCAUUGAGGCCAGUGGCAAACAAGUGGCUCUACUAUUGGUAGCCCUGUAUACCAUAGCUGUGGGUGCUGGAGGAAUAAAAUCCAGUGUCUCUGGUUUUGGAUCAGAUCAGUUUGAUACAACAGACCCCCGGGAAGAGAAGAAGAUGGUCUUUUUCUUCAAUAGGUUCUAUUUCUUUGUCAGUACUGGUUCCUUAUUUUCUGUGCUAGUGUUGGUGUAUGUGCAAGACAACAUAGGAAGAGGGUGGGGAUUUGGAAUUCCAGCAGGAAUAAUGUUGGUUUCACUUGCUUUUUUACUCUAUGGUAAACCGUUGUAUCGAUAUAAGAGACCACAAGGGAGCCCUUUAACACUUAUAUGGAAGGUAUUAAUCUUGGCUUGGAAGAAGAGGAAUCUUCCUAUUCCUUCACAACCUUCCUUUCUCAAUGGUUACUUUGAAGCUAGAAUCCGACAUACAGAGAAGUUAAGGUUCCUUGAUAAAGCUGCAUUCCUUAAUGAGAACAGUUCAAAGGAUGGAAACAAGGAAAACACAUGCAUGGUUUCCACUGUAACUCAGGUUGAGGAGGUUAAAAUGGUUAUCAUGCUCUUUCCCAUUUGGUCUACAUGUAUCUUCUUUUGGACAGUUUAUUCUCAAGUGAGUACCUUCAUCAUUCAGCAAGCUAAACUCAUGAACAGAAAAGUUGGAUCUCUAGAUGUCCCAGCAGGAUCACUACCAGCUUUUGUCAUCAUUACCAUUCUCCUCCUUACUUCCCUAAAUGAGAAACUCACAGUGCCAUUGGCUCGGAAAUUCACUCACAAUAUACACGGGCUCACAAGUCUUCAGAGGAUUGGAAUUGGACUUGUUUGCGCUACUGUUGCAAUGGUGGUUGCAGCAAUUGCUGAGAAAGAAAGAAGGGAUAAUGCAGUCAAAAAUCACACUACAAUAAGUGCUUUUUGGCUGGUACCUCAGCUUUUUCUAGUGGGUACCGGGCAAGCAUUUGCCUAUGUUGGACAGCUAGAAUUUUUCAUCAGGGAGGCACCAGAGGGAAUGAAAUCUAUGAGCACUGGACUUUUCCUAACUGCAAUUUCAAUGGGGUAUUUUGUCAGUAGCUUAUUGGUGUCAAUUGUGGACAAAUUGAGUAAGAAAAAGUGGCUCAAGAGCAAUCUGAACAAGGGAAGGUUAGAUUACUUCUAUUGGCUGCUAGCUGUGCUGGGAGUACUGAAUUUUAUACUCUUUAUUGUCUUGGCAAUGAGGCAUCAUUACAAAGUUCAGCACAACAUAGAGCCUGAAGACAAUGUAGAUAAAGUGCUUGUGAUUGCAAAUGAGGUCAAAAUUGGUGUUGAUGGAAAGGAAGAAGCAUAGAGUAUAGUCUUCAAAUAAAAAUCUAAUUCUAUUUGGCCCUACAUUGGUGUGCAAGAAGCAAAUAUCAUGCCCCGGGGAUGUUAACUUUGGGUGACUAGCAGAACCUUCUUUUAUUAUUAAAAGCAUGUAUUAUGUAUUAUUAAGUAAUGACAGAUAUAUAAAUGCAAACUAGAUUGUAAGUUGUUUCCAAAA
Messenger RNA from Lotus japonicus, 2075 nucleotides. Its product is annotated as protein NRT1/ PTR FAMILY 6.4-like. Lineage: Eukaryota; Viridiplantae; Streptophyta; Magnoliopsida; Fabales; Fabaceae. Bases 117 to 1883 code for a protein of 588 amino acids. Gene Ontology annotation, biological process: response to nitrate; transmembrane transport. The transcript has 5 exons. The record is from RefSeq and is a predicted model, not a curated record. Gene Ontology annotation, cellular component: membrane. Gene Ontology annotation, molecular function: nitrate transmembrane transporter activity.